AUGCCUACACCCAAGAAGAUGCGCGGGAGACCAGCGGCGAACAAGGUGACGAAGCCGGCGCAAGCUUCAUCUGGUCGUACGAGUAAGAGGGCAACAGCGAUCGCGGAAACUGCUGCGCGAGAAGCCUUGUUAGAGAAAAGUACAAACCACAUCGCCGAGAGGACUACGAGAGGCAGAUCCGCACAAGGAGACAUAUCCGUGCACGCUGCAGGUUGCGACACUACGAUUACAGAGAACAAGCCUGUGCUUGGUCGGCCAAGAGGCCGUCCCCCAAAGGCAAAGAAUGCCUCUACCUCGAAGAAGGAUGCGCCGCUUUCUCAGCUGGCAGAGAUACCGGAGACGCAACAGAUGGCCACCGUGGCUAUUGAUGAUAUUGGGAACAAAUUGGAGGAGAAGAUCGAAAGCCCAUUGAUGGACCAGUCUCCCAAACAGCCUCCACUGUCCCCGGCGCAAUAUUCCUCCAGGGCCCUCUCUCUGAGCCCUCGCAAGCAGUAUCCCUCUUCUCCCAGUCGCGAGGCAAGCUCCGCACAACUGCGACGCCGCAUAGGCGAUCUCAACAACAAAUGCGACAGUUUGGAGGCCAAGUACUGCGAUCUUCGGGAGCUUGUCGUCAAGGAAGCCGAGCGCAAUUUUGAUCGUCUACAAAAGCAGAGCGAAGAGCGCGCAAGAGUCGCUAGUGCUCUCAUAUCCAGUCUGCAAGCGGACCUUGAAAUACAACGAGGGCUUGCGAGAGAGGGUCGGAUUGAUAAGACCCGCCUGGACCAGUCAGAGGAAAGAGUAGUAGAGUUGAGCGCCUCGCUGGCCGAAGCUCGAAAAGAAAUCAAGAAUCUGUCUGCAAAACUAUCCGCAAGCAGGACGGUUGAUGCAUCGACUGCCAGAGUUCCGGGCGGUGGCACAAAGGGCAAUCACUCUUCAGCUGCACUUGUCGUUGGUCCAGAUGCUGUUCAAGCGGCACAAAUGAAAGAUGACCUCUAUGCUGACUUGACGGGCCUCAUUGUGAGGAACGUCCGACGCGAGCCGAUUGAGGAUGUCUUUGACUGUCUUCAGACUGGAAGGAACGGUACUCUUCAUUUCAAGUUAUGUGUACAAAACGAGGUCGCCAGCGAAAGCUAUGAGGAAGCACAAUUCACGUACAUGCCGCAACUUGACGAGAGCCGCGAUCGAGAGCUUAUCAAUCUCCUUCCCGAGUUCCUGACGGAUGAGAUUACCUUUCCCCGCCCUCAAGCAGCAAAGUUUUACGCUCGAGUCUCUAAAUCAUUAAUGGAACCUCCCGAGUAGGGUGCUGGCAGUCAAAAUCGAAAGAAUAGUGAGGGAGGAAUUGGUCGACUGGAAGCAGCUGGUUGUCACGGAGUCUGGUUGAUACCCCUUAGGAAUUAUCUUUCCGUAGUCUGACACGAUACUUAUGAUGUCUUUGCCCUCUGAUACACUGGGAAAAUUCCAUAUGAAUGAAAUCGGCCUGGGUGAAAGGCUAUACGC
Messenger RNA from Verticillium alfalfae VaMs.102, 1476 nucleotides. RefSeq lists its product as hypothetical. The transcript is spliced from 3 exons. Gene Ontology annotation, biological process: attachment of mitotic spindle microtubules to kinetochore; homologous chromosome segregation; meiotic sister chromatid segregation. Gene Ontology annotation, molecular function: microtubule site clamp; protein binding. NCBI's taxonomy places the organism in Eukaryota, Fungi, Ascomycota, Sordariomycetes, Glomerellales, Plectosphaerellaceae. Gene Ontology annotation, cellular component: nucleolus; monopolin complex; mitotic spindle. The record is from RefSeq and is a predicted model, not a curated record. The coding region runs from base 1 to 1278 and encodes 425 amino acids.